UAUUUAUUUUUAAAUAAAAACUUGAAACUCUCAAUAGCCAAAAGGAAGACACAAUGAGUCAAUGGUGACUUUAAAUUUUGGACCAAAUCCCACUAUUGUGAUAAUAAAAAAAAUAAAAAAAGGAUUAUUUGUUAGAAAUGACCUUAUAAAAGGUUGUUUGUGUGACAAAGGACCUUAUAUAACAAAAGUUGCAUUUUGGGACCUGAAACUUUAUUUUUUUUGUUGACUAGGACCACUUGUCGGAUUUUUGGAGUUGACUCGUGUUUGACCCCUUGACUUGCACACGUGGCAUGAUAUUCGUUAAAACAAAUUAAAUUAAAAUUUCCCAUUUCCCUCCAAAUCCCAACUGGCCUAUUUAAUACCAAAAAAACAAAAAAAAAACAAAAUGGUUUCAUUUUCUCUCUGCUCGACGCCGUUGCAAGGAACAGAGGAAUUUCGAAGGCAACGCAAACAACCUUCUCCAGUUCAAGUUCCACGGAUUGUAAAUAACACCAACGCGAAUCAGAAAACGGAAAUUUGUGCUUGUGGAUUUCCCGUUGUUCAAAGAACAUCGUGGACACAUGAGAAUCCUGGGAGGAAAUUCAAAGGUUGCAAAUUCUACAACUUUGAAACUGGGCAAAGGGAUUGUAAUGCAUUUGAUUGGGUUGAUGAAUACAUUCUUGGUUGGCAAAAGGACGUUACUAAUCAUCUUCUUUGGGAAAAAGCAGAGGCUUCUCAUGGACAUCAAACUUAUGAAGGGAAGAGUUGAAUUCUUGAAACAUGCCAAUAAGAAGGUGAAUGAGGAGCAUGAGAAGAUGAAGUAUGAGAAGAUGAGCAUGAUUGCAGAAGGAAGGUCGAAGACAGAGAUUAAGAACGAUAAUGUCUAUAUUCUUCUUAGUUUAUGCGAUGUUAUAUCCGUUGUGGUUAGUGCAAUUUAUAUUAAAGUGUUUGGUUAGUUUAGGUGUAGGUGUGUUUCAUCAGCGCGCUUGAUUCAAUUUUGCUUUGGUGUUGUAAUGCGUUGGUAAAUAAUGAAUAAUAGAUAAUGAAUAA
This is a messenger RNA of Spinacia oleracea (spinach), 1029 nucleotides long. RefSeq lists its product as uncharacterized. The record is from RefSeq and is a predicted model, not a curated record. The transcript is spliced from 2 exons. Lineage: Eukaryota; Viridiplantae; Streptophyta; Magnoliopsida; Caryophyllales; Amaranthaceae. Bases 386 to 748 code for a protein of 120 amino acids. Gene Ontology annotation, molecular function: zinc ion binding.